Messenger RNA from Brassica rapa (field mustard), 1218 nucleotides. RefSeq lists its product as uncharacterized. Lineage: Eukaryota; Viridiplantae; Streptophyta; Magnoliopsida; Brassicales; Brassicaceae. The record is from RefSeq and is a predicted model, not a curated record. Gene Ontology annotation, molecular function: deSUMOylase activity. Gene Ontology annotation, biological process: protein desumoylation; proteolysis. Gene Ontology annotation, cellular component: nucleus.
AUGAAUGAAGAACUGGCUGAGUUAAAGAAUCAAGAAGCCGAUAAUGAGAAGAGAAAGAAUAUAACUACACCGCGUGCCAAUGUAAAAAGAUGCAAGGUUGAAGAUUCUGUAGAGGACAGUGAAUUUGCUGUAAUGACUGACGAAGUUCUUGCGGAGGAGAAUGAAAUCUUGCCGGAGUCGCCUAUGGCGAGUCAGGAAUUGAUUAGAUCUGCUAUAGUAAAGGAAUAUCGGGAGAAAACGGAUAAAUUAUCUCCACAAGGGUUUGCAUUGUCUGAAGGUUCUUCAAGACCAGUUUUUCCGUACAUUGGAGACAAUGGAACGACGUGCAUGAGGAAUAAUGUUGAGCCUUCAUCAGCAAUAUAUGACCCUCUAGCACCUGUUGAUCCGAUUGUAUUGGAUAAACUUAUGCAACACAUCUCGAGAAUUCCACCCAAACCACCAGCACCAGCAAAGAAAAGAGUUGUAAGAUCCGCCGCUCGUGAGGGUGACUUCUACAGCAUACUCAUCCUUGAAAGACCAUGGCCGCAUAGCCAAUAUGGAUGGUUGUUUGAUGAUCAUAUCUCUGCGUAUAUUAACGUCCUCAUUAAGAGGUCCAUGCGAGAUCCCACCCCAUUCUGGACCAAGCGAAUUGCCUUCAUUGAUCAUUGGUUCUUGAAGAAGUGGGUUGAUGAUUACAAGCAGUUCAAGAUAAAACCUAAUAUGAUGAAGUUCACAUGGAAUGGUUAUGAAAAUCUUGUACACGGUAAGCUUCCCUGUAACUUUCAAACAAACUUGAAGUGGUAUGAACACGUGGAUCACUUGUACGGAUGUCUUCCAACCGGCGGAAAUCACUGGGUGGCUUUUCACGUGGAUCUGAAGAAGGUUAAGGUUGUUUGCUAUGAUUCAAUCAUUGGAGAGGUAACAGCCAAAAGUGCUUCAAAAAUGCUUGAAGAGUUUAAACCGAUAACGCUUAUGCUUCCCGAUAUUUUGAAUCAAAACAUUCCUGCCAAUCUCCGAACCCCGAGUAGGAAGAAGUUCGCAUUCAGGAGGAUGAGCAAAAGGUACACUCCACAAAACACCCAGAUUGGCGAUUGUGGGGUGUAUGCGUUGAAGUUUGUGGAGUGUCUAGCGCUUGGUGUAAGUUUUGCUCGGAUAAACGAUAAAAAUAUUCAAGGUUUACGGUUGAAGAUGGCGGCAGAGAUCCUCGAUGAAGGAGGAAACAGGGCGGAGAACAAUUAG